Penicillium malachiteum is the source of this 1161-nucleotide messenger RNA. RefSeq names its product ubiquitin-protein ligase peroxin 10 (gene pex10). Gene Ontology annotation, molecular function: zinc ion binding. The record is from RefSeq and is a predicted model, not a curated record. Bases 1 to 1161 code for a protein of 386 amino acids. Gene Ontology annotation, biological process: protein import into peroxisome matrix. Lineage: Eukaryota; Fungi; Ascomycota; Eurotiomycetes; Eurotiales; Aspergillaceae. Gene Ontology annotation, cellular component: peroxisomal membrane. The transcript has a single exon.
AUGGCCGAGGACGACCCCCAUCUCUCACUUCCAACUCCGGAGAGUACACUCGGCUCCCCAUCUCAUUUCUACCCAUUCGCAACCUCCCCAGACAUCAUCCGAUCCCACGAGAAAGAUGUCUUCCUCACCGCAGGACUCAUCCAACAAGCUCAAACUAUCAUCCGCUCUUUAAAAGGCGCCCGCUUUGCACACACCUAUUCCGACGCGAUCAAGCACCUCACCGAACUCCUCUACCUCUCCCUGACAACUGCAAUCGGAAAUCGCACUCUCGGCGAGGAAUACUGUGAUCUCGUCCAAUUAGAAGAUGACUCGCUCCGUCUUCCAGCCAUCACACGGCGUGUCGGGUACAUUCUCAGUAGUAUCCUCGUACCCUGGUGGUUACAGCGACUACUUCCAGCCCUCCGACAACGGGUUCGGAACAAGCUUGAAAGAAGCAUUGCGCGGCAACAGAUCAAGGCUGCGCAACAACAACUUCCCAAUCUGAUGAAGUCGAAUAGCGUUAAUAAUAAUAAGCGGGACAACCCGUUUUUCACCAAAUUGCGGAUCCAGCAGUAUCUGCUUGAUCAUUUGGAUUCCAUUACCUCGCUGUCGCCUAUCUAUGCGCUUAGCAUUGCGACAUUCUAUUUCACGGGCUCAUACUACCACCUCUCGAAGCGCAUUUGGAAGCUUCGAUAUGUCUUCACGAAAAAGAUUAAUGAGAAUGAGCAACGUAUUGGAUAUGAGGUAUUGGGUGUUUUGAUGGUUCUUCAGAUUGCUGUGCAGGGUUUCCUGCAUGUGAGGAAGAUAGGCGAGAGUAUGAAUUAUGUGGAGAAUGAGGUUGGAACAGAAGCUAGUAGUACGGGCGCGUCAUCUGAAGGUGGUGCUCUUAUUGCUUCUAUCCAGAAUCCGGUUUCUAUGCCAUUGUUGUCUGCCUCGGCUCCGAGAUACGAUCUGGAAGAGGAUCCCAGUGCAGUUGCAUGGAUCCCAGAGGGCCAACAGCGGAAGUGUACAUUGUGUCUGGAGGCAUUCAAGGAUCCGAGUGUGACAACUUGUGGACAUGUGUUUUGUUGGAUCUGUGUGAGGGAUUGGGUGCGUGAGAAACCAGAGUGCCCCUUUGUCGACAAGAGGUACUCUUGUCUAAGAUCCUACCUCUGCGAGGAUAAUCCGAUACAUAUACCAUGA